Molecule: messenger RNA, 5064 nt
Organism: Fusarium pseudograminearum CS3096
Lineage: Eukaryota; Fungi; Ascomycota; Sordariomycetes; Hypocreales; Nectriaceae
Exons: 10
Coding region: 1-5064 (1687 amino acids)
Source: RefSeq, a predicted model, not a curated record
AUGUCCACUGAUGGCACCCAAACUGCUGAGCCAGACAAGCGCACGGCGCAGGAUCUUGUGAAAGAGAUCGCGAAAGAACGUGGUUAUCUUGGUGAAGAACAACUCGCGCGGAUCGGGGAAAUUAACCCCGAACUUCGCCGCGAAGUGGAAGAAGCGCUACUACGAAAAGAAGAGAUGAUUGGGUCUGCUGUCUUGACGCUCGCUAGGAAUAUCUACACAAGCAACGCUAGGUUUGUCUUUGAGCUGCUGCAGAAUGCCGAUGACAAUGAUUACAGCACAGCUGUGUCACAAGGUCAGGACCCGUAUGUCUCUUUCAAGGUACACCCUGACAAGGUGACGAUUGAGUGCAAUGAAAGUGGCUUUACUCAUGAGAACUUGAAAGCAAUUUGUGCAAUUGGUAAAAGUUCAAAGGUCGGCGCAGCUGGUUAUAUUGGAGAGAAAGGCAUUGGGUUCAAGUCUGUCUUCAUGGCAGCUUGGAAAGUCCAUAUCCAGUCGCACAAGUUUUCUUUCUCUUUCACGCACCGCAAAGGAGAUUCAGGUCUCGGAAUGGUCACGCCUGUGUGGGAGGAGACGGAUGAAACGACAGUCGACUCCUCCACUCGCAUCACUCUACUGCGUCAUACAAGUGAGGAUCCGGAAGAAGACGAACGGCGGCGCGACGCCAUCCGCCUCCAAUUUCAAGACUUGCAACACACGAUACUACUGUUUCUACGGAAGCUACGCAAGGUACAAGUGUCUUUCUACGACAAAGAUGAUGUUCAAACGGCAACCACCGUUUAUUCUCUUCACGGAAGCAAUCCCGCAACUAUUCGAAAGGAGACAUCUGAUGGUGUAGAUGAGAGACAGUAUCAUGUCACCAAGCACGUUGCUGAGAACAUCCCUCGAAGCGAGAAUAGGACAUACUCGGAUGAGCGGGACCGCGCUGACUCCUCCACUGAAGUCGUGCUGGCGUUUCCCUUGACAGAUACGGGAACCCCAAUUGUCGAGAACCAGGAUGUCUUUGCGUUUCUCCCAAUGCGACCGAUGAGUUUCAAGAUCACUCUUAGUUUACCUCAACGAGACAGCCAUCCUUGGGACAGUUUUUGGUCGAGUCUCCUAGACAGGAUCAAAGAAAGAAUACAUCAAGUCAAGGUUCUCCGUACCCUUGGCUCUCGGCAGCUGGGUUACAUGUACCAGCUACGCAAUCUUCAGUCAUGGCUACGCGAUGAGAAGGGCGAUCCCCUGUUCUCGGACACCAAUAACGAGAUAUAUCUCGCAAAGGAAUAUACCAAAGAUGACCUCGACCUAUUGAAGCCGUAUGGCUUACAAGGAGCCUCACCAAUGGAAGUUAUUCUCCGCAUCGAGAAUGAUCUUCAGAAGCCUCCUGAAGCUUCCAUGAUGAAGCGCUCGAUGAUAAGCAAUGAUGGGCAUUCAUCCGCUGCACGAGCGCUUAUGCUACUGUUGAAAGGCAUAACACUCGAUGGUCCGGGUCCGAUACAAGCACGGCCCGAGCAACUGAGGUUCAUUCCACUGGACAAUGGCGGAUGGGUCUCUGCGAGUCGCAGGCCACUCUACUACUCUCAUUCCUCUGGACAGCUGAAAAUUCCUCGCGGCCUUGGUCUGGUUCUUGUGGCUGCAAACGCAGCAUCCAAUCCACAUCGGCGAGCUCUACUUGACAAGUUUGGUGUCAUUGAGGCACGGUUUAGAGAUGUUCGGUUGACGAUCAUGCAGAAGGCGGUGCUUCCUGUUGCGGAUGCUAAUUCUUUACACACGUCGUCUUCCUACCUCAAGUUCAUGUAUCUUUCUGAGGCUCUUCUAAAAGACGAGGAAGUCCCGAAGCUGCUCAAAGACUUCCAGGUGUAUGACCACCAGCGGCGCGCGUGUCGAUCAGUCAAACAUAAUCUUUACCUACCAGGUGAUGACGAAUACGGACCACGUCAAUUACUUUCACCAUAUAGCAGUGCACCCGGUUUUGACGUGCCAUUUCUACACGAUGACUACCUCCAUUCUCCGCCCGCAACACCAGAGGGCCUUGCCUGUAACUGGGAGGAAUGGCUAGAAUUGCGACUCCGCCUGCGUCGCAAUGUCCGCCUGACAAGGAUGGAUAAGAAGGAAUUGACGAUCUCUCCUUUGUUCCGCUAUAUUGAGAAGCAUCGGCCUGACCGCCUGCUCGGCGCUCUACAACGGGCAUGGAAUAUUGAGAACCUCAGUGCCACAGCCUCUGAUCAAUUGAUCGAUGAGCUGUCCAAGAUGAAGGUUUCUUGUAAAACCCAGAGCGACCGUUACUGUUUGUUUUCCUUGAUGUCAACUUAUUUGCCUCUGCCAGAACUUGAAAGCAAGCGUUCUCGAUAUGCUGAAGAAGGGGGCUCUUUUUUCCUAAAUCUAGGCGAGCCCAUAACAUCAGAUACAUACAGAGUCAAAUGGGGUUUCUUGGUGGACCAUCUUUAUAUUGGUCACACUGACGAUUCUUGCUUUUACCUACAUAUCCUCAACGCGAUUCGCCACGAAAAUACUGCAGCUGACAUUAGUCGAAAGUCCAGGAUCUUGGAUCUCUACGAAGUCAUACAUACCCGAUGUCAAGAGGCCACAAAUGUCCUUGACGAGCAGACCAGCACAAGAGAUACGAUAGCUGGACAUCGACUCGUAUACAUCCCCGCCUGUGAUCCUCAACCAGCAACAUGGGUAUCGCCUGACGAGUGUCUAUGGAACGCACGAAAAGAGAUGCAAACAGCAUAUCCUCUUGCCCAUCUGUAUCGAACAGCAUUUCGUCGAUCCGAAGAAGAACUAGACAUAAUGCGGCAAUUUUUCAAGAUAACCCUGGGUGUCAGGGACUGUUGUUGGGAAAAUUACCUCAACGAGUUGCGGAGACUCAAUACACUUGGAACUGAGGACUUUGACUGGGUGAACGACAUAUACAAGUCUCUCAAAACGGAGCGGCCGAGUCUCGCCGACAUUGAUGCUACAAAGAUCAGGAAAGCAUUCGCUGCAGAAAAGCUCAUAUACUUCAAAUCUGGCAAUGUCAGUCGCUGGUAUACAGUCAGCGAGUGUUUAUGGUCAAGCGCCACCAAGAUUCGAGGCAGAGUAGCCCUCAACGAUCUCUAUCCCGACCUAGAGGACUUCUUCGUGAACUUCCUUGGCGUACAAGAACUCACACUUAGUAUGGCAUAUGAUGAGCUCAAAGAGAUGGGGGCGAGGAUUCCCUGCCCCCCAAUUGACGCUGUCAAAGACACAAUUUGGGCACUCAAUUCGUUGUUAGUGACGGCAGACCGCCUGCCAGACGAAAGACCGAUCCUAAAAGGAACAGCAUUCCCCGUCAAGUACCCGAAUGGCUCAGUAAAGCUGCAUCCAGGUCGUACAGAGUUCUCCAUUGUUGACCGAAAGGCUCUGGGGGACAUCUUUGGGACACGAGCCAAGACCCUGGACUUUACACUCGAUGAAGUUCGGCGGCUAGAGCCAUUUCUCUCGUGGCUCAACAUGGGGUCGAGAUAUCUAUCCGCCUCUGUUCGAGAAAUAUCUACCGUGGCAAGUGAGGGUAUGAACAAACUACAGUCUUUUGAUAGAGAGAUAAAGCAAAAGGCCGACGGUCUCUACAGGAUCGCCGUCCACUACAACAGUCCUCGCACACAAAAUGACAACUCGAAGCUCCAUUGGAUUCUUUCCCGCGCAGAAGUCCACGAAACAGACGGCAUCUCAUCCGAGCUUCAUCUAUCCCAAGAUGGGCACGCGAUAGUGCAUGUUCAAGAACGAAGCGAGCCACAUAUACGUGAAGACAAUGAUGCCCUCAAAGUUUACGUGCCACGAGAUCCCGAGGCUCAAGGAUUUUGUUACUUUGCGGCGCUUCCGCGUCGUUUACUGGAAUGGAUCAUGACAGAUCCUUCCACCCUUGAAGGAGCGGAUGUGAAUUACGGCAAAGACGCCCCGGGUGAAGCGGUGGAUGAAUCUACGUCUCUAGCCUUGGUACAACCAGAAGUCCGUGAAGAAGAGGCUGCUGGCCAUGAAGACGUUACCACUCAUCAGUCCGUCGGCACUGUGUCCCCGCCAAGGCUAUCGGAUUUUCCCAUACGACAAAGAAGUCCAGCCACGUCGAAUUCAUCCGUGACUGGACAACUAGUCUUCACACCUGCUUCUUCAACGGCUAGUCAUUCCAGUCGGAACAAGCGAAAGCCUGUACAUCACACGCCAACAGCAACCGCUAACGCCCGCCACGGAGGUAUGGUUGAUGAUGGACAAACGUCGUCUGGAACAGCCAGUCACCCAUCGUUUGUGUUCGGGUCGUCGCCUGCAAUGCAAUCCGGCUCUGCAUUCCAGUUUGAUGGUCCAAAUGGAGCCACGCUAUGCUCUACGAUUGAGGAUGAAGAAAUUUAUCUAGGUUUGAUCAAUAAUGUCAUUACUUCGGCUCGUCAUGGGACAAUUCCUCGCCGCGAGUGCUUCGGUGAGCCUGGACUCUUCAGUGCGCUACCAGAAGUUGAUGAAGAUGUCCAACUGUCACAACGUUUCCGCUCAUAUGGACCUAAAGAGAGAGAUAUGCGCAUCGGAGCUCUUGGCGAACUAUACAUCUUUGAGCUUCUUCUGGGGAUCAGCCCAGCUCUCUUACAGUUCAGCAGAGACAAUUGGCAAAGUCGGAUGAGAAAGUUCAUCAACAUCCAUCCUAAUUACUCCGACAUGCCAGCAUGGACGGGUCAAGAGACCGCCGAUAUUGUAUACUUUGAUCGCGGGCGAGGGUUGACAAAGCAUUUGGUGGGAAAGGGACAGCUUGGCCCCAGUUGGUUAAACGUGAAGCCUCUGUACUUGAUUGAGGUCAAGUCCACAACUGGAGACCGUCGCACUCCAUUCUAUAUGAGUAAGCGACAGUACCAAAAGAUGGGGGAGUACUCGCGCACAUUGGCAUUGUCGGCGCCUACAGCCACGGCCACGACCGCGCCCACCAUUUACCUGAUCGCCCGGGUCUCGAAUGUCGACAAUCCUAACAUACGGUUGGAUCUGUACUUCUAUCCAAAUACAUUGCGAGCGCAAGGGUCAUUGGUCUUUACGCCCGAAACGUGGUCGGUUGUUCCUGGGUCUGUUGAUCCUGGAUGGUUAGGCUAG